This is a messenger RNA of Hydractinia symbiolongicarpus, 1186 nucleotides long. RefSeq names its product cilia- and flagella-associated protein 298-like. The coding region runs from base 60 to 932 and encodes 290 amino acids. The record is from RefSeq and is a predicted model, not a curated record. NCBI's taxonomy places the organism in Eukaryota, Metazoa, Cnidaria, Hydrozoa, Anthoathecata, Hydractiniidae. Gene Ontology annotation, biological process: regulation of cilium movement. The transcript has 6 exons.
UUUUUUACUAGCUAUAUAUAUAAAAAACACUUUCAAAAUACAAAUUAUAACUGCUGAUAAUGGUUAAAUUGCAUGUAAAAAAGGGUGACGAAAGUCAGUUUCUAUUCGAGACUACCGUGAAAGAGCCAAUCAAUGUCUUAGUUGCUAACCUUGUGAAAAUAUUUAAUGGCAGAUUAAAAAUUGACAGACUUUACCAUGAACUAGAAACAUUAGCAAAGCAUGGUAUUACUCUACCACCAAACAUGCAAGGGCUUACUGAUGAACAAAUUGAGGAGUUAAAACUUGAAGACAAAUGGUCAAAAACAUGCAUACCGCAUGGGGGUAGUGUAUACGUUCGAGACCCUGUAGGGCGGAGAACUGGUAAUGCCCCAAAUGCAAAUAUGGCAGAUGUUAUAAAUCGAACAAGAUCUGAAGCUAAGGCACAAGUUUCAAAGGAUUUAGCCACUGCAAAUAAGUGCAUUACCUUCUCUGAUGUGCAAGAUGCUUUAGACAAAAUGAAAGGUUCUGUCAUGAUUGUAUACCCCAUGGGACUUCCCCCUCAUGAUCCUGUCAAAAUGGAACUGGACAAUCAAGAAGACCUAACUGGAACUCAAGCUUCAAAAGAAGUGCUUGAAGAAAGCAAUGCAUCACUUUGGUGGGCUGGUAAGGAACUGAUGUGUGGCAAAACAUUGCAAGAUUACGUUGGAAAAAACGAAAAAACGAAGAUCAUUGUUAAGCUCCAGAAGAAAGGGCAUGGCCCCCCAUCUCGCGAACCAGUAAUUAAUGAAGAUGAACAGAAAGCCAUGAUGGCUCAUUAUUAUCGAAAGCAAGAAGAAAUGAAGAAAUUGUCGGAAGAUGAGCAGGAUUUGCAUUUAAACUCAGAUUGGGCUGACUCUGCUCAACUUAAACGUCAAUUUCAAGGCUUGAAUAACGUAUCGUGGCGUCCCCGAUAAAAACGUCUGUUGCAUCGUUUCGUGUAAAGAAAGAACGUUGCUGGUUAUCAACUAUUUAUCAGCGUUGUAUUAAGAUACAUUUCAGAAAACGAGUGUUUGAGAAAACAAAUGUCUGAGGAGAUAGCAUGAUAGGCUCUUUCUUUUACAAAUUACAAUGGGUCAUUUCUAUAUUUAUAUUUUAGUAAUAGUCUUUAUUCUAGAUUUAUUUUAGGAUAUGCUUGUAAUAUAUUGUAUAGUUAUAAAAUGUUUCAUAA